This is a messenger RNA of Fusarium keratoplasticum, 1338 nucleotides long. RefSeq names its product DUF676 domain-containing protein. Gene Ontology annotation, molecular function: monoacylglycerol lipase activity. Bases 1 to 1338 code for a protein of 445 amino acids. The record is from RefSeq and is a predicted model, not a curated record. NCBI's taxonomy places the organism in Eukaryota, Fungi, Ascomycota, Sordariomycetes, Hypocreales, Nectriaceae. The transcript is spliced from 3 exons.
AUGACAGCAUCAGCCACCAUGGACGAUCUCACCGGCGGAAGCCCAAAGGCUGAUCAUCUCUGCGUCCUAGUCCACGGUCUUUGGGGAAAUCCAAGCCAUAUGCGCAACAUUGCCAAAACCUUGCGCGAACAGUAUUCUUAUGACGAGCUCUAUCUUUUGCUUGCGAAGCAGAAUAGCGGCAAUUUUACCUACGAUGGCAUUGAGCGUGGGGGUGAGCGCGUCUGCGCAGAGAUUGAGCGCGAGUUGCGUAAGAUUGAGGAUGAGGGCGGCAAGAUCACCAAGUUGAGCAUAGUGGGAUACUCUCUUGGAGGAUUGGUGUCGCGAUAUGCUGUCGGUCUUCUCUAUGCGAAGGGAAUUCUCGACACUCUUUAUUGCAUGAACUUUACCACAUUCGCAUCUCCCCAUCUCGGCGUCCGAUCUCCCCUCAAGGGCUGGCACAACCAUAUCUGGAACGUCCUCGGCGCAAGGACGCUCUCCAUGUCAGGCCGACAGCUCUUCACCAUCGACAAGUUCCGCGAUACCGACCGACCCCUCCUCUCCGUGCUGGCCGAUCCCAACUCCAUCUUCAUGUCUGGCCUGCGCAAGUUUAAGCGCCGUACGCUCUACGCCAACACCAUCAACGAUCGAAGUGCUGUAUACUACACCACCUGCAUCGCCAAGACAGAUCCCUAUACGAACCUGGACAAGGUCAAGCUCAACUACCUCAAAGGCUACGAAGGCGUGCUACUUGACCCGAACAACCCGGUUGCGCCAUUUCCGAAACUUCAGACUCCUGCGUCGCUAUCAACGGUUUAUGCAUCAAGUGUGAAGUGGUUCAAGCGCAUUCCGUUCAUGCUAGCGAUCGGUGUACUUGUUCCAGUUGGUGUGGUUGCCUUCUUGAUCAACUCGGUCAUUCAGACUAUCCGCAGCUCCAGCCGGAUCAAGCUGCACGAGAUGGGACAAGGCGGUCUCAAUAUCGAAGAUUACCGCAUGUCCAUGUGGAUUAAGGAAAUCCGUGAAGAAGUGGAACAUACAUACGAGGCCAUCAACAGCUCACAGAACCAAGAGUACCUUGGCACGGAAGAUGAAGAAGAAGAUGAGCACCUAGACGUUGAGCAGCGGACUGUGAUUCGGAGAGAACGCAGAAUGUCGACAGUUUCUCAACCCACGCUUGCGUUGGCCCCGUAUCAGUUCGAGAUGAUUCGGAACCUGGACGAUCUCGGCUGGCGGAAGUACCCCGUGCACAUCCAGAACCAUAGACAUACCCAUGCCGCCAUCAUUGUGCGGUUUGAGAAGAAGGGGUUCGAGGAGGGCUGGGUGGUGCUGAAGCACUACGCCGGGAGCGAGUUCUUGAUUUAG